Molecule: messenger RNA, 2217 nt
Organism: Sesamum indicum (sesame)
Lineage: Eukaryota; Viridiplantae; Streptophyta; Magnoliopsida; Lamiales; Pedaliaceae
Product: UDP-glucuronate:xylan alpha-glucuronosyltransferase 2
Molecular function (GO): glycosyltransferase activity
Source: RefSeq, a predicted model, not a curated record
AUAUUUAAUAGUGAUACCUUAUUUCAUGAAAGAUAAGUUACGAGUUUCAGUCCCGAUAGAAGUUCAAGUUUCGUGACAAAAAGCCCUAGGGGCAGUGUGGGAACUUCACAAACAUCUUUCUGGAAAGAACAGACACCUUCAGCUUCAAGACUUGGACCUCAUCAAUCCACUGCUUUCAUAUACCCGUCUUGUUCAAAAAUCCCCCUUCAUCAACCCCUCCAUUUCCUCUACUAGCUACACAAUGACAAUUCAUCAGUGAUCACCAAUGUUUUAACUGAUCAUUUAUACACAUUUGAGGAAAAAAACUGCAGAUAACCUCAUAAAUAAACAAUCUUUUUCCCUAUUAUAGUCAUGGUGUUCACAAAGAUGAUCAAGUCCACUUCUGCAAAAGCUCUGAUCAUCAGAAUCAAUCUUGUUUUCUUGGCAUUCUUCUUGAUUCUCUAUGUGAUCCUUCUCCUUUGCCCUUCUGCCUCCGAUUACCACCAGCAGGCGGCAUUGUUGGUUAGAUGCUCGUUCCGUGACUGCCAUCAUAAGAUGGAGAAUGGCGGGAUUAAGAUGAAAGCAGUGUUGGAGGAGCCAAAGCCUCGAAGGGAGUUGAUCAAGAGGGAAAAACCAAGUUUCUUGAGUGGCAUAGGUACAAGAAUGAGGAUAGGGAUGGUGAACAUGGACGACGAAGAUGUUUCUGAAUGGAAGGCUCAUGGACAGGUCGUCCCAAUACCAUUUGAGAGAGUAUCCAAUAUGUUUGAAUGGAAGGCCUUGUUCCCAGAGUGGAUAGACGAAGAGGAAGAAUAUUCCGGCUCAACAUGCCCUGAAAUCCCAAUGCCGGAUUUGGAUAAGUACGAAAAGAUGGACAUGAUUGUGGCUAAGUUACCAUGCAAGGCUCCAGAGGAAGGGUGGAACAGGGAUGUGUUUAGGCUUCAGGUCCAUCUCUUGGUGGCGAAUAUGGCAGUAAGGAGGGGGAGGUGGGAAUGGGGUGGGAGGAUGAAGGUGGUAUUUUUGAGCCAAUGUAUGCCGAUGGUGGAGUUGUUCCGGUGCAAUGAGAUGGUGGGGAAGGAGGGGGAGUGGUGGUACUAUAGGCCGGAAAUGUGGCGGUUGGAGCAGAAAGUAACGAUGCCGAUCGGCUCAUGUAACUUGGCGCUGCCUUUGUGGGAUGACAAAGGAAUCAACCAAGUGUAUGAUGUAUCCAAGAUCCGAUCCAUCACCGAAAACCCAAACCCGCGAAAGCGAGAAGCCUACGCUACAGUCCUCCACUCCUCCGAAUCCUACGUCUGCGGUGCAAUAAUCCUAGCCCACAGCCUCCUCCAGACCCGAACCCGACGCGACCUCAUCCUCCUCCUCGACACCUCCAUUUCCGAACCCGCCCGCCAAGCUCUCUCCCGGGCCGGGUGGACCCUCCGAUUCAUAAAACGGAUCCGCAACCCGAGAGCUGAGAAGGGCUCCUACAACGAAUACAACUACAGCAAGUUCCGGCUAUGGCAGCUCACCGACUACGACAAGAUCAUCUUCAUCGACUCCGACGUCGUCGUUUUCCGCAACCUAGACAUCCUCUUCCACUUCCCACAGAUGUCCGCCACCGGCAACGACGGCUCCAUUUUCAACUCGGGCGUGAUGGUGAUCGAGCCCUCGAACUGCACCUUCCGCAUGCUGAUGAACCGGAGGAAGGAGAUCGUCUCCUACAACGGCGGCGAUCAGGGUUUCUUGAACGAGGUGUUCGUGUGGUGGCAGAGGCUGCCGAGGCGGGUCAACUUCUUGAAGAACUUCUGGUCGAAUUCCUCGAUUGAGGCGAGCGUGAAGAAUCAGCUGUUCGGGUCGGACCCUCCGAAGCUGUACUCGUUGCAUUAUCUGGGGCUGAAGCCAUGGCAGUGCUACAGGGACUACGACUGCAACUGGGAUGUGGCGGAUCAGCGGGUUUACGCGAGCGACGCGGCGCACGAGCGGUGGUGGAAGGUGCACGACGACAUGGAAGAGGGGUUGCAGAGGUUUUGUGGGCUGUCGGAGGAGAGGAAAAUAGAGCUGGAGUGGGGCAGGAAGAUUUCGAGGGAAAUGGGGUUUCAGGAUCAGCAUUGGAGGAUCAAUGUUACUGAUCCAAGAAAAUUUAUUUGAUUUAAGGCUCAUCAACUUUUUUUAGUUUGCACAGAGUUUUUUUUUUAAAUUUUUUGAAUUUUUUGGGUUUAAUUUUGAGUAUGAUGGGAUUAUUGUUUCUUGUAAUUUAUGUUU